CCAUUAAAAAGGCUUGAAACAAAAUCCAAACAAAAAUGUCGACUUCUACAUCCCUCCUCCCUUCUCCACACUUCUCCUUCCGCCCCAAAACGACCACCGUCCGACCACCCCACUUCACCUCCAAACCCCACCGUCUCACCACCAUAAAAAUGUCCCUGAACACCCCACCAACUCCAACUCAGCUCCUAACCACUGUCACAAACCUUCUUUGGGGCAAAUCUUUACCACCCCAGCUCUUAAUCUCCACUGUCCGUACAACCUGGUCCACUUUCUGGCACCUCAUGAUGUCCCAACUCGCCCCAUCUGACUCAUCCGGAUCCUACACCCGACCCACUUCCCAAUUCCGCAACCCAAACCCGUCCCAACUCAACCCGACCUCCCUCCACCUCUACGCCGCCCUCCCCUGCCCUUGGGCACACCGUACGCUCAUCGUACGCAACCUUAAAGGCCUCGAACACGUAAUUCCGGUCUCAAUUGCCUCCCCGGGUCUAGACGGGUCAUGGGUGUUUGUAGACAAUGAAAUUCUGACCCGAAACAAGGUGGCUAGCCUUGUUCCAACUAUCGAUAAGGCGAACGGGGCGAAAACGGUUAAACAAGUAUAUAAAAUGAGGAAUGGUGGGUAUGAUGGAAGGUGUACGGUUCCUAUGUUAUGGGAUGUGGUGAAAAAUGAAGUUGUUUGUAAUGAGAGUUAUGAUAUUAUUGAAUUGUUUAAUUCGGGUUUGAAUGGUGUGGCUCGGAAUCCGGAUUUGGAUUUGGCACCUGUUGAGCUUAAGGAAAAGAUUGAUGAGUGGAAUCGGGUUAUUUACCCGAGUAUUAACAAUGGUGUUUAUAGAUGUGGAUUCGCACAGAGUCAAGAAGCAUAUGACACUGCUGUGAACGAGCUGUUUACUGCUUUGAAUACUGUGGAUGAUCAUUUAGCAGGUUCACGAUACUUAUGUGGAGAUAGGCUUACACUAGCAGACGUAUGUUUAUUUACUACUUUAAUCCGGUUUGAUCUUGUAUAUAAUGUCAUGUUCAAAUGUACAAAGAAGAAGGUGGUUGAAUAUCAGAAUCUUUAUGGCUAUAUGAGAGAUAUCUAUCAGAUUCCUGGUGUUGCGGAGACUUGCAAUCUUGAAGCAAUGAUGGACGGUUAUUACAAGUUCUUGUUUCCGUUAAAUCCAGGCAACAUUAGACCCAUCAUGCCCACUGGUUCCGUUCAUGAAUCCCUUUUACAAAGUCACAACAGGGAAUCUCUUUCAACCUUACAACAGAGUGUACAGGUUCUUGUUUCAUAGUAUGUACAUUAGUUGCAUAUGUAUAUCAUGUUUCUAAUUGUCUGUUAAUUGUUACUCUACUCCAAAUAUUGAUGACAGAUUCAUAGAAUAUAAGUGUAUUCAAAAUAGGCAAAUAGUUCAUGUUUGCGACUCUA
Molecule: messenger RNA, 1408 nt
Organism: Erigeron canadensis
Lineage: Eukaryota; Viridiplantae; Streptophyta; Magnoliopsida; Asterales; Asteraceae
Product: glutathionyl-hydroquinone reductase YqjG
Exons: 3
Coding region: 36-1274 (412 amino acids)
Cellular component (GO): cytoplasm
Molecular function (GO): glutathione transferase activity
Source: RefSeq, a predicted model, not a curated record